Paramuricea clavata is the source of this 7437-nucleotide messenger RNA. Lineage: Eukaryota; Metazoa; Cnidaria; Anthozoa; Malacalcyonacea; Plexauridae. The record is from the annotation of a GenBank genome assembly.
GUGAAGUGGACUAUUUGGAGUGCUUGCAUGCCGCGUCAUGAGGAAGCUUGGUAGCUAAAUGGUUCACUGGUUCACUAAAGCGCUCUAAGAUCAAUUGAAAACUGUGAUAUGAAACGAACUUGAAUUUUAAUGAGAUUUUGAUCAAGCUGAUUUACGAUUAUGUAAUUAGAUUAGAAAGUGGUGCCAAAAGUAUUUAAAGGCUGCACAGCCCAUGUUUGAUCAUACAUCAGUUAUUUCGUGCUAAGUUGAAUAGCGAAGAUACACAGACGAAGUUCAAGAUUUUUCUGUUCUCCCAAACCUGAUUUGUCAAGACAUGAAGAUGAUUUUUCCUGCUACAAUUUUAAUAAGCUCCAUGUUGGUGCCUUUGGUCUUUUCUGGGACAAUGUAAGUAAAAAUAUUUUGCGCUGUUGUGGUUUAUGUUUCAGUAUUUUAACUACCUGAAAAAUAUUAAGGUUUGUUGCGAAGCAGUUAGUAGCUACGUAUAUACCUGACGAAGAGCUUUCGGAGGCGAAACGACGAAGAAUUAGUGCAUGCCAGUAUCGUAAAUACUGUAUUGAAUCCAUAGUUAGAAAAAAGUUAAUAUCAGUUUUGCCUAUUCAAAUGAUUUGGUAACGUAAAUAUUAACAAUUUGUAUACAGAAAUUUUAAAAGGUAUCUCACGGCAGAGGCCGCGGAAGCAGGUACUGUGAGACAUCGGCCGCGGAACUGGGGGCAGGUGACCCCCACACACACACACACACAUUUUUUGGGCAAGGAAAGAUUGUGCCAUUGUAGUGAAAUAAAAGUGCCCUUUUUUCCAGCAAUUAAAAAGAAAUUAUAAAAGCCCCCUUAAGCCUUUGUUAUCAAAAACGACCGGAGACUUUGAAUGAAAUUGCAUUAAUUAGUAAAAAAGUGUUCUCUUUAAAUUUGUGGUUAGUGUGUUGAUGUUCAGUUUAGGACGCAGAGCUAUUAGAGUAUACGUAUAACAUCCCAGGCUGUAUAUUGCAUGCGUACAAACCUCUAUCUAGACCUUCUAAGGACACGUCGGUUAACAUAUUUAGAAUGUUUGCUGACUCAACUAGUGCCCUUUCUGCUGAGUGCCCCCUCACUUUCGAAGUGCUCUGACCUUAAUAUAAACGUUAUGUGCCAGCGUAGGUAUAGUCAGACAUUCACACCAAACAACUACGGAUUGAGGGGGGAGGGGGAUUCCGACAAAGGGCUUUACGUUCGAUACCGAGGGGUAAAUUACUCUGAGAAUCUUCGUACACUUCAUCAAAAAUCCAAAAAAAUCUUUGGAAAAAUCCUAAAAUCUUACUAAAUCCCAGAAUCCCAAAAUCCCAAGAAACCUCUAAAAAUUGCAUAAAAUACUUGGAAAAAGCCCAAUAAAAUCCUCAAAAUUAUUGCAAUAUUGCGGAAAUCCCAUCAAAUUUAAAUAUUUAAAUCGUGAGUUGAUUUACUUCAUUUUAAAAAUAAUUCGACGGAUUAAAAAAUUUCGGAAAAGUUCGGCGAAAACAAAGAAGGGAAAAUAUUUCGAAAAAAUCAGCUGAAAAAAAUUAUCCCAAAAUCCCUUAAAUUUGGGGAAAAACCCAGAAUCCCGAGAAAAUUUGCCGGGAUUUUCUAAUCCCAAAAAUCUUCGGAGUAAUUUACCCCUCGUUCGAUAGGUCGAAGUUUUACGUAUAUUUUUCAGAUAGUCAAAUCUCUCUCAAUCCUCAGCUGUCUUGAGCUUAAUAUGUUCGCUUGAAUUCAAUAUAUUAUGCAAUUCAUGCACUACUUGAACGGUCGCUUGAAUUUUUUUCGCCGAGAAUUUAAUAAAUGAACUCUUCACAGACUUCACAAUCAAUUGCAUUUCAAUAGUUUUAUUACGUAAAUAACAAUAUGGUAUAAAAUAGUUGAAGCCAAUAUUAUCUCAUUAGUGCUUUGGGUCCUCCUAUAUCUAUGUUUGGGUCCUUCUACAUUCAAAAUGUCAGGAGUUUGUGCAUCUCACUUGGUAGAACUAAUUGCAGAAGGGUUUUGUAUAGAUGGAACUAUGGAGGGAAAUUGGAGCAACUACAGGCUCACUGGCAAGCAUGCAGGAAUCAAACGUGUGGCCCGGCGAUUCCAGUGCAGCGCUCUAACCAACCUGAGCUACAUGUAGAGUCCAGUUGUCGAAUUCUGGCCCGUACAAAACCCUUAUACAUUUAUUCUAAAGGCCCUGUCACAUGCACUAUUGCGUAUGAAAGAAACGUAUGAGAAGCGUAUGAAAAUUAAUGAAAUAAUUUUCAGACGCACAAAAAUCCUUUGAAAUGCCAGCGUAUGAGUACCGUAUAUCUGGCGUACCUCUGGCGUAUUCAGCGUGUGCCUAGAGUAUGUAUGUAUGUAUGUAUGUAAACUUUAUUUAAAGACGUUAGCCUCGUCAACAAUUUGUUGAUUUUCACGAGGGACGUCUGUUACUAUUAAAAAUUACAAAUAUGAUAUAGAAAAGAAUAAAGAAUUAUAUACAACUAUUUACAAUACAAGAAUUAAGUUCCAAACGGUGUGACCCAUAUUUCUGAAGCAUGCAUAUACAGUAUAUUAGAAGAUGUUAGCGUGAAACUUUCAGGCAGUUUUUAAAAGAAUAAAUUGAUUGCGCUAGCUUCGCAUCAGAAGGAAGACUAUUCCACAAUUUAGCUCCGCUAUACUUAAAGCUUUUUUUUAGAAAUUCUCGUUUUGGCUUAGCAAGGGUAAGGUCAGUAUAAGUAUUGUGAAGAUUAUAACUGGUUUGAACAAGGUCCCUUCUUGUUAGAGCAUCCUUCAAGUUCGGCCCAGCGCAAUAAUUCAGGACUUUAUACAUUAAUGUGGAUUUAGUUGUACGUUGUCUUAUCUCUAAAUUUUCCCAAGCAAGGGAUCGAAGAACAUCAGCAGAUCUUAUUUCAUAGCUGGCGCCGGUUAUAAUUCUCGCUGCACGGUUUUGGAAUUAUCGUAUAAGGCAUACGUCCGAUACGCACAAAAUUUUUGAACAUGCUUAAAAAAAAUGUUCUGGCUCGCCGUAUGCCAGCGUAUGUCACCGCGUAUGCGACCGUGCUUGAAACGUAUACAACCUACGCCUAACGUACUCCUAGCGUAUGUCAGCGUACACCGGCGUAUGAGUGAUAUUUUUCAUACGCUGGCAUACGCUAGUAUGAUACGCAAUAGUGUGACAGGGCCUUAACAUAAACCUCAACCAGUGAAUUAUAGCCUGCAUGCGGACAGUCUAUAAUUGUUAGCAGGCUAUGAAUUAUUGAUUCCGUUAAAAAUAUACGGGGCGUUGGCCAUUACUAUACUGCAGACAGCAGCACCAAUGGCACUUUUUACGCAAAUUGUUAAUAAUUAUCAUGACUGGCGUUGUUAUGCAUGGUUGGAAUUUGUCUGUUAAUGACGUGGUAUUAGUGGGCUGAAAACCUCAAUGGCCCACCAAGAAUUAUUUCUACAUGCAUGCACUAUAGCAUUUUCACUGAACAAAUAUAUAAAAGGCAGUGGCGUAGCCAGAACGAUAAUUGGGGGGGGGGCAUAUUCAUAUAUUCGUGUUCACAUACCAUAAAAACAAUUGAUUUCGAAAGAAAUUUAUAAAGCAGAACAAGAACAUAUGAAUAUACCCCCCCCCCCAAUUAUCGUUCUGGCUACGCCACUAUUUAAAAGCAUUAAUUGUUUAUUUGCCCAUAAUACUACGCGAGAAAAUGCACCAAUUACAUCAAAGUACAUUUAAGCGAACGGAACACUAGUCAAUUAAAUUGUUCUCGAUCGAAGUGGAUCCGUUUUAAAUUAGCAUAUAAAACGGCUCCACAACCAUUUAAUUGACUAGUGUUUCGUUUGAUCAUUUAGAUCAUUUUAACAUAUUUACAGUCAAACCGGAUGUUCUCUUGCGGGCAUUGUGUCCCACAAUAUUGCAAUUUUGAUAGGCAGUUUGCUCUGAGCAAAUUGCAACCGACGCGAACAAAUUGCAAGUUGGAAAUUCACAAAAGAUCUGUAAACAAAGCCUCUAAUUGGAUUAUAAGAAAGAGGGAAGCCAAUCAAAUAGUCUGAGCAACUGGAUUGGUGCUUCAUCCUUUGUUAUAGUCCAAUCAGAGGCUUUGUUUGCAAAUUGCUCAGAGCAAUCUGCCUAUCAAAAUUGCAAUAUUGUGGGACAAUAUUGCAAUGUUGCUCGCAAGAGAACAUCCGGUUUGACUGUAAGAAAUGCCUCGCCGAAUUAAGAGUUUGAAACAAUGCAAAAGUUCGAGUUCUAAUACGAUGGAUCAACGUGGUGACCAGUAGUAUGUCCAUGCAGUAAUAGUAUAUUGAUUAAUGUUACGUUCUACUAUCUAUAAUCGCAUAUAUAUUAAUAUGCCAAUGAUGCAUCUCGUGUGCUUCUGCCUUACCCCAUUUGUUCAUUCAGUGUUUUAUUUUUGUUUGUAUUACAGAAAUGCACCAAAAAAGAAUUGUCGCUGCCGUAGAAGCGAUGCGUUCUAUACCAAUGGACUAUGCUUACGAUCGUUACCAUGCAAGAAGAAUCGUGAGUAUACAAACUGUAUAUAUUAUGUUUUCAAAUCCGAAAAUGAAGGCUGGUGUUAGUAAUUGGAACGGCUUCAAAUCUCUUCCAAACACAAUAUGAGGUUUUGAAAUGAUAUUUUACAUUAAGUAGUUUAAUCGAAUUUUCUUGAGUUAACAAAACAAAGCAAUAUAUGAUCGGCUAAUAUUAUUGACAUAAGAUGUAAUUAAUGAACAGCGAGUGCGAGUGUUUCACCAGGAUAUCCAAACACGAUAAAACAAUGUAUGAAAACACGAGCGCGAACCGCCAGUGUUUUCAUACAUUGUUUUCGAGUGUUUGGAUAUCCCGGUGAGACACGAGCUCGAGUUGUUUAUAUGGCUUCUCAAAUGAAUCGAGACGUAACAGAAUGUUUUCGUUUGCUGAUUUGAAUAGAAUUCUUAACCAAGCAUAACGUAAUUAGGAAUUCUAUUCAACUGAGUAAUUUUGCAUCAGGCGUAAUUAAGAUAUUUGAUGGAAACACUAGUGACUUUCAUCAAGUUUCACCGGGUUAUCCAAAUGGCAUCUUUUCAUGAAUAGGUGAUUAUCAUUGGCCGAAUUGCUCAUGAAUUAUUAAUGAAUUUGGGAAAUAUAGUUAAAAUGCAUCUAUAUAACCUCAAUUCUUUUUAUCAUCUCAUUCGCAAGAACUUUUGAAAUUAUAUGGCCCACUUUGUUUUAGUUCGUUGGAUACACAAAUGUCCGGAAUUUGGAGGAAAAGCUUGUAUACCUUAUUCAUUAUCGAGUAUAAUUCAUUAAAAUGAAGACGCUUAGAGUUGUUGGAGGAUGGUAUACAUAUGUAAUAUACGAUUAGCCUUUUUUACCCCAUAGUAUUUAACUGUAACUUACAUAAGUCAUUAUUAAAGUGUGAUGUAAAUUGCGGGCAUUUGCAAUAUCUCAGAAACAAAAUGAAGAAACGAAAAUCUUCAAAAUAAGAAAAUCUUCGAUAUAACUUGUGAUUCGAUUAAUCUAUGAGAUAAUAAAAGGAAUUGAGGUUAGGUGCACUUUAACAAAAAAUACCGGCAUUUCUUCUAAUUCGAACAGAGAUACUUCCAAGUAUGCUGAGAGACCGUCAACUUGGAAACAAGAUUGUGGUGUGCAAUCAAAAAGUGUAUCGUGCCUAUCCCGUGAUGACAAAACGUUCCAGACGUUGCCCUGUUGCUGGUACUUUGUAUAAUCUGAAGUUUAAUGUUUGUGUCAGAAUGUUGAAAUGCUCUGAAAAAGGUGAGAGUUCAAUAUGUGAUACAGGACUAUAGGUUUGAGGUGCCUCAUGUACUUUUCAAAAAGUCGAAAUUAAAGUUAAUAGAAUUAGGACUGUUUUCGGCUAUGGUCUAGGCUAGGUGUACCUUGGUUCAGGUGGGAAGUUCAGAAUAUUGAUAAUUAGCCUUUCUCGCGGCCGAUUUUUCCGCCAUAUUUUGGGGGUACUGCCACUUCCACAUUUGAGAGUCUCCGUACCACGAAAUGCAACUUUUUAGUAUUAUUUUUAGUACGAUAAUACAUUUGCAGUUGCAACUUUUGAAAGUCACUUUUCACGUUGUUUAAAUUGUCUAAAAUCUUUCACGAGGGCAGAUAGCGCCCCCAAAAUGGCGGAUUUUACCCUUCGUGAAAAAGACUAAUUGAUAAUCAUAGAAGAACCAAUGUCAAAACGAUUUGAUAUGAAAAAGUCUGUACAAAAGAAUGAUGCUCGUCAGGAAAGCUCACUGCCUCACUCAAACACUCGUAAAACCACAUGCUAUACGUAGCAGCCAAAUCUGAACCUCAUCAAAGUUAGUUUAGAUUGCACCAGUAUAGCUGAAGAAAGAUGGAACCUUCAGGAACAAUGGGGUGGGGCUCUAUCUUGGGACAUUUGAGACCUGAGAUGUCUUUAACUACACUAUCCACACGAUACCACUAGUCAUAUACGAUUCUUAUCCUGUCGUAUGUACUCGAAUAAAUGUAAAUUGUCACGAAUAAAUGUAAAUAGUGCAGUGGCGCUGUGGCGUCAACAUUCGUUUUCAUACGCCAGAAUGACAAUCGUAUGUGACUAGUGGUACCGUGUAAAUGGACUUAAUAUGAGCUUCAGUUAGUUUAUAAGAAGAUCAUUUUUGUUGCUGCUGUAAUUGGAAUGGUUGCAUAUCAGAUAAAGAAACUAUAUACUUGAGUUGAGAGAUGACCUUUCAUAAUUUGAUUAAAAAAUCGAAAUUCGGCACGAGUUCUUUUGAGAAACAGUUGAAUAUUAUUUCACAAUCACUUUCUGCAAGAAUGUCGAGUGUAUCUAAAAGUCGAGGGUCGAGAGUCGAAACAAGAUUGUGGUGUGCAAUCAAAAAGUGUAUCGUGCCUAUCCCGUGAUGGCAAAACGUUCCAGACGUUGCCCUGUUGCUGGUACUUUGUAUAAUCUGAAGUUUAAUGUUUGUGUCAGAAUGUUGAAAUGCUCUGAAAAAGGUGAGAGUUCAAUAUGUGAUACAGGACUAUAGGUUUGAGGUGCCUCAUGUACUUUUCAAAAAGUCGAAAUUAAAGUUAAUAGAAUUAGGACUGUUUUCGACCCAUCCCUGAGUGUUUGCAUUUAAUUAAAAUAAGCUGUUAAUCAUUGUGAUUGGUUAAAGUAUUCGCAGCCAGCUAAGAGGUGUUUAUAGACCCCUAGCCCCUCCCCCUUGUUCCGCCUAUGCAGCAUUGAAAUUUUGUUUCAUGUAAAAUUGAGUAAAAAUGAGGCAGGGAAAUUCCUGUAUUUUCUGUUUAAUAAUUUUCAUCCUUUUUCUAUCCAUAGGCAUGAUAGCAUUACAUGAGUAAUUGUAGCCUUACUUUAUAUCAUGUAUUUUGUCUUUUGUUUAGUAUUUGGAGUUCCGAAUGGUUCCGUCUCAAGAAGAUAUUAUGUUUUAAAUGAUAAAAUUUAUCAGUCGUAUCCUUCACACUGUCAGUAAGAUUAUCUUAAUGUCAAGGUCAAAAUAAGAAGAACUGUAGUAUGCAUUCAUUACGUACAUUAAUGCUUUG